Molecule: messenger RNA, 850 nt
Organism: Rhincodon typus (whale shark)
Lineage: Eukaryota; Metazoa; Chordata; Chondrichthyes; Orectolobiformes; Rhincodontidae
Product: meprin A subunit alpha-like
Exons: 3
Coding region: 105-521 (138 amino acids)
Source: RefSeq, a predicted model, not a curated record
CAGGUAGAAAUUCCACUUUCUUCUGGGACAGGCCUACGCUCACUGGAACCUAUGAUUCCACUUGUGAUUGCUAUCAGAGCGUUUCCCUUGGUUGGUCAGCUUUCAUGUCCCACAAGCAACUUCAGCGUAGAAGCUUCUUAAAAAAUGACGACCUCAUUAUUUUCAUUGAGUUUGACGAUCUGACUCCACUCAUUAAGUCUGAAGUUCCAAUUCGUCUCCAAAGCUUUCAUGAAAGGCAUCGGCGAGCAGUGGAUUAUGCUGGAUAUGUCCAAGAGCCUCAGAGACCCUUGCUAGAUUUCUGUGACCCUGGAUAUUGUCUAAAUGGUGGAGUGUGUGUUAUGACAAAAGGGAAAGCAAGUUGCAGAUGUGGCUCUACUCAAACACACUUGUACUUUGGUGAGCACUGUGAACAAGUACAGAUUCAUGGUUCUCUCUUUGGGGUAGUGACUGGAGCCACCGCUGGUGUGAUAGUUCUGGCCAUUGCUAUAAUUAGCAUGAUUUCAAAAACACACAAUUCCUAGGAGAUAUCUGAUCAGAAACCUGUUUUACUCGUGAAUCACGAAACUUUGAGAGAUUGUUGUAUCAGGUAGCAGCUGCCUUCAGAAGCAUAGCUUUGCAUGCACAUAAUAAUUGUGUAAAUUUCGGACUGUGCUUAUGUCUAAUCACAUCAACCAUGGUUACUGGAAAUGAUUACUAUUUAUAUUCAUACACAGAAUGACCAUUUUAAAGUUGCCACUUUUCCAGCCAGAGCCAAUCUCCAUCUAUCACUUGUGCAAACAGCUACUGUAUUCUUUGCAGCGAGCAGUAGAGUAUUUGUGUUUUUUUAAUUAAAAUUCCAGUUUCCAUACCA